Babesia sp. Xinjiang is the source of this 2187-nucleotide messenger RNA. Its product is annotated as Polynucleotide 5'-hydroxyl-kinase NOL9. Gene Ontology annotation, biological process: cleavage in ITS2 between 5.8S rRNA and LSU-rRNA of tricistronic rRNA transcript (SSU-rRNA, 5.8S rRNA, LSU-rRNA). Lineage: Eukaryota; Apicomplexa; Aconoidasida; Piroplasmida; Babesiidae. Gene Ontology annotation, cellular component: nucleus. Bases 1 to 2187 code for a protein of 728 amino acids. Gene Ontology annotation, molecular function: polynucleotide 5'-hydroxyl-kinase activity. The transcript has 9 exons. The record is from RefSeq and is a predicted model, not a curated record.
AUGGAGUGCGACUUACGUCGCAUUAAAGCCGCUGAGGCACGACAUCGGAGGGUCACAUUUCCCACGCAAAUAGGCACUCUAACAGGUCGUAUUGAGCAAUCACAACUUGAAAGAGAUGUACCUGGUGAUGUCUACACAGAGCUUAUCGCUAUACAUCCAGGUGAAUAUUUGACGUUGCAAAGCGCCUUUCAUUUUAGGGUGUUACGCGGUGCUGUCGAGUUUAAUGGACAUGUAUACACUCCACGACAGAGAACAUAUACAAAGGUGCUAGUACCAUCAUGGCACCCACCGGAACGCAUGGUAUCACUAUGCGAUGGCAAUCACACCGCUGGAUUCACAGCGGAAAGAUCGGCCUCUACAUCAUGCCACGAGUGUAGGCGUAUCGUAACUCAGAAUUUCUUUGGUGGUUCAUCUUGUGCCAUCAGGGCAAGGGUUGCUGAGGACACAGCUUUGAUGGAGAAGCAUUUUAAUAUGACAAAAGCGGAGGUGAAACGAUCUCCUGAAUCCGAUGACCCAGAUAGCGAUGCUAUCAAGUUCUACGAUGCCAAGCACCCAUUUUUUAGUACUGGCACAUUGGUAUCCUUUAUCACACAUACUUGCGCAUUCGGCACAACAAACAUCAGGAAUGUAUUAGUACCACCUAUACGUACGAAGAUUACACUGCCACAGCUGAUCCAAGCGGCACGAGCGCUAUUAAAAUUAUGUACCAAAGGCGAUAGAUUACCCGUACUGAUGGUCCAUGGUGACAAGGGUGCAGGAAAAUCUACCUCUAUCAUGUAUAUAGUCAACUAUCUGCUAAACCAUGUGAACACAGUGGCACUAUUGGAUACGGAUGUCGGACAACCUAUAUUUUCGCCACCUGGUACAAUAUCGCUAAAGUUCGUUGAUCAACCAAUCAAUGCACCUCCUCAUGCGCUCCUAGCUGAAUAUAGGCCUGAUGUCACCUAUCUUAUCGGUGAUGUAAAAGUGAUCAAUCCGUCUAUGAUGUUGAGGCAUACACAUCGAUGUUUCGAAAUAUACACUAGUGCCGUCGGUGAUGACCGUAGCGUGCCUUUGGUCGUAAACACUUUUGGAUGGAUCUCCGGUAUGGGUGCCAAGCUGCUUGAAUCUAUUGCGGCAAUCACAAAAACUGGUGUCAUGUUGAAACUAAAUUCCAAGCACCUUAAAGGAGUCACGCUACCACCAAUCACUACCCACCAUGAACUGGAGAAUGUACUACGUGAGAACUUGACAAUAGCACAGGAGUCCACUGAGCCUGGAUUUGGUUUGCAAACAGAAGCUUUUCCCAUACACAGGAUCGUCGUUGAGCAGUGUGGCGCAAAACUCCCUUGGGAUACUGAUAGUUGUACUAUAAUCGAGACACUGUGUCAUUCUCAGGCACGAAAGCUUGCUGAAGAAGGGGCACAAUCACUCAAGGCAAACUGUUCAGAUGAGCCCUCUUGUUUAUUACACCUGUGGGCCCAAUUUAGUAGAAUUGGUGGCCCAGAAUCUGAGGUAGCCGGUCCAAACGAUCUACGUUGGCUGAGGGCAUGUUCUAUCCUGAACUCUAGCUUUGGUGAUGCUAUGCAUUUCCCUCAGUUAUUACAUGAGGAGUUUUUUGGUUCUAUAAAAACAACGACUUUCCGCAGAUAUGUACGAAGACCACAUUUAUUCAAAACGCCAAACCAACUCCUGCUCAUGGCGGAACGGUACUCAUUUGUCGUAAGGAUCCAUACGCCGCUACAGGGUAUUGAAGAGCUAUGCCCAUUUAUCGCCGGCACAUUUGUUGCUUUGUGUCGUGGACAUUGUGAGCACCCUAUGUCUACCGAGAUCGCUGAAGAUUGGGAAUUUAUCGCAUACGUUUACGUACAUUAUCUUAAUGCUGACGACAUGACGAUGCUAAUAUCGCACUCACAAAGGGAAACACGGGAACAGCUGUUAGCUGCUAACCUCGUGGUUGUAUGUCCGACGGUGGGACUGGACACUAUCCCUACUCGUCUAUGUCCUAAACCCAAGUACGAAUGCACAGAGGCCUCUGCAGAUCGAACAGAUGCAUUUUGGAAGCCCAGAGAGCUGUCUACAUCUCAGUUUGUGCCGUUUCGUAGGAACCACCUUUUGCACAUGAUAAACGCGCAUGGCGCCGGCAACGCUGCCGGGAAUUCAAGAAAAAACAUCAAACGACAUAAACAGGAUGUUAAAUCUGAAUAA